AUGGGGACAGUUAGAACAAUUAUAAGUGUAGCAGCUUCUAAGGAUUGGAGCCUUUUUCAGAUGGAUGCUAUAAGCAGAGCUCACACUACUAUUAUUUAUUCACUAAGCAUUGUGGUGCUACUGAUUUAUGUGGAUGAUAUACUACUUACAAGGAGCAGUCACAGACUUAUUAAUGAUGCAAAACAAUACUUGUACAGUCAGUUCAAGGUCAAGGACCUAGGGGAGUUGAAGUACUUCCAAUGGAUUGAUGUUUUGAGGUCUCAACAUAGGAUUUUGAUGAAUCAGAGGAAGUAUGCAUUGGAGGUUAUAUUAGAUGUAGGACUAGCAGGAUCCAAACCUGUGCACACACCACUAGAGCCUAAUAUUAAGCUUACCUCAGUGGAGCAUGAUAAAUGUACAGGAGUCCAGGAUGAUCCAUUGUUUAAAGACAUGAGCAGAUAUCAAAAGCCUAUUGGGAAGUUGAUUUACGUAACAAUUACUAGGCCAUACAUUUGUUUUGUUGUUCAGUUGCUAAGCUUGUUCAUGCAGCAUCCUAAGCAAUCACAUUGCAUGGCAGCAUUGAGGGUGAUGAGAUAUGUAAAAGGGUCACCAGGAUUAGGAAUAUUUCUAAGAAAAGGUCCUAUAGAUAACUUGGUGGUGCAUUGUGAUUCAGAUUGGGCUGCUUGUCCCAAUACAAGAAGAUCAGUCACAUGUUUUGUCUUGCAAUUAGGGACUUCAUUGAUUUCUUGGAAGUCCAAGAAGCAACAAACAGUAAGUUGCAGCUCAGUAGAAGAAGAAUAUCGCAGCAUGGCUGCUGCAGUUGCUGAAGUCAUUUGGAUGGUUGGAUUGCUGAAGGACUUAUGUGUGGAAGUGUCAACUCUUAUACAAUUCUAUUGUGAUAGCAAAAACCCUAUGUAG
This is a messenger RNA of Solanum stenotomum, 897 nucleotides long. RefSeq lists its product as uncharacterized. NCBI's taxonomy places the organism in Eukaryota, Viridiplantae, Streptophyta, Magnoliopsida, Solanales, Solanaceae. The coding region runs from base 1 to 897 and encodes 298 amino acids. The record is from RefSeq and is a predicted model, not a curated record. The transcript has 2 exons.